UGCCACCCUCACCGCCGCCACAGAUGCCGACGAGCCGCUCCUACCAACCCGGAAGUACUCCUUCAGCCCGGAGGCAGCCUCGCCUUCCCGAGAACACUUCCGGGUCAAGCCGUUCCAGCCGGAAAAGGGCUCGGUGCAGCUCGGGUUGGUCUUCACUCACAUGUUUAACCUUGAAGACUUCAAAAUACAUUUGGAUCUACUACUUUUCUGGAAAACUCCAAUACCAAGCAAUAAAUUACCCACUGUACUCUCAUUAUAGUAUAGAAACUUUUCAGUUCUCCAAAUCUAAAUAAGAUUGUCUCCCCUUUUCCCAUGAAGCCACAUUGUUGUUUAUUCACUUUAGUAGUGAGUGUUACUGUGCCGGCUGCUUUUGUUUUGGAAGAUGGAGACUUCAACCAAAUGGACCCACAUAAUGGAGCAAAUCAUAGUUCUUUCAAUGUGUCAUUUCCCCCAAGCUUUGAACUCUCAGCAGGCUCCCACUCAGGUGAUAAUGUUAUCAUAGCCAAAGAGGGAGCUAGUGUUUCAAUCGAGUGUCUUCUCACAGUCAACCACUAUGAAGAUAUCCAUUGGUACAACUCAAAAGGACAGCAUCUGGAUGACAGAGGCAGAGGUGGAAAAUGGUUGGUUUCUCAUAACUUCCUGAAUAUCACCAACGUAGCCUUUGAUGACCGUGGGCUCUAUACAUGUUUCGUCACGUCUCCAAUUCGUGCCUCCUACUCUGUCACCCUGCGCGUUAUCUUCACCUCGGGAGACAUGAGUGUCUACUACAUGAUUGUUUGUCUGAUUGCCUUUACAAUCACUCUCAUCUUGAAUGUCACACGGCUCUGCAUGAUGAGCAGCCAUCUUCGUAAGACCGAAAAGGCUAUUAAUGAAUUCUUCAGAACCGAAGGGGCCGAGAAACUUCAGAAGGCCUUUGAGAUUGCAAAACGCAUCCCCAUCAUCACCUCGGCUAAAACUCUGGAGCUUGCCAAAGUCACACAGUUUAAGACCAUGGAGUUUGCUCGUUACAUAGAAGAACUGGCACGAAGCGUCCCUCUUCCACCCCUUAUUCUAAACUGCAGGGCAUUUGUUGAAGAGAUGUUUGAGGCUGUGCGAAUGGAUGACCCUGAUGACUUGGGAGAAAGAAUUAAAGAGAGACCUGCCUUGAACGCUCAAGGUGCCAUCUAUGUCAUUAACCCAGAGAUGGGACGGAGUAAUUCACCAGGAGGAGAUUCAGAUGAUGGUUCUCUGAAUGAACCAGGCCAGGAAAUAGCAGUUCAGGUUUCUGUUCACCUUCAGUCAGAAACCAAAAGUAUUGGUACAGAUUCUCAAGACAGCAGUCAUUUCAACCCACCUGACGAUAUGGGAUCUGCAGAGGCCAACUCUAACUACAAAGAUGGGCCAUAUGAAAACCAGCUGUGAGCUCCCAGUACCUACAAAAACUGCUCUUGGAAUAGGGAACCUGUUUCAUGCAGGACAUAACAUUUUACCAAGAGAUGACUGGGGUUUUCCCCUUGUUCAAAUUAAGCACAUCAGAACAUACAGUGUUGCCAAAAUCUUUGUAAAAAUGCAGCAUUUUUCCUAUCUGAUACUUCUCAGUCAUUUUCCUCAAUCUUGAGUAGCUGAUAGACAUUCCUAUUUAAAGGAACCUGAGAGGUAAAAGUGAUGGGGAAAGUACCACCCUAAGAGUUCCAUGGCUUCUCUUCUGGUCACAGUUCUCCCAGUGGUUAGGGCUGACGUAUAUCUUGAGGCCUCAGUUUUCCUACCAAUAAGAUGAGGGAUUUUCAUUAACUAAUGUGUUUCUAGCAUUAUCACUUUAAUCCACUGAAAUCUUUAGCACAUCUCUAAAUAAGCCUGUCUCUGGACUUUUAGUCCCUUUUUGUGGAAAGGACCAAGUUGAGACUUUAUUCUGUAGUUUAGAUUUCUACACCAGUGCCAUAGUGCAUAAAAGGUAUGGGUGUUUUUUGGACAUUUUGCCUUGUGGAGUAUGCAAUUGCAUGUGCUAGGUUGAAUCUUUUCAGUGUAGCUCAGGUCUGUAUUGUUACACAGAUAUCAGGGAGCUAACUGCUCCUUAGUAAACUACUUUCCAUGAGUAAAUUGGUCCUUUGGGGGGCUAUAUCACAUCUUUUUAACUUACUGAGGUGUCAUUGAGCUGGCAGUGAUUUCUCAAAAGUGAGCGAUUUGUUUCUAAGGAAUACCGUCUUCAGUGCUUUUAGAAUAAGAAACAGUGUCAAAUCAUCUGUCUCUGGUAAAUCAUGGAUUUUGACACUUCUGUUAAGAGAAUUUCUCAGGCUUUCCCUUUUUAAAAGUACUGGACUCGACAAGAGGGUUCUGUGUUUGGGAUCCCAUUCCCAGGGGAAACCCAGAGCUGGACUCCUCUUCAGAUCUCUGUCAACCUUCCUGCCCUCUGUGGUCUUAAAUAUGGUGCUAACAGUCGCAUGCCUGCCUCCUUAUCUUGUUUGUUUUGUUUAUAUUUUAUUGUUGUUGAGGUUUUUAUUUUUGUAUACUUCAGAUAAAGAAUUGAGCUAGGGCUGCUUUUGUGGCCUCUCUGGGUUGUACUAACCUGAAAUGAGAUUAGAUAAUGGUGUGUGAUGUAUGUUACUAUAUUAAAUAUAUUAAAUACAUAUGCAUAUAUUGAUGUAUAUACACAUAUAUACAAGUAAUCAAGACAUACAGAAGAAUAAAAAUUAUGGGUGAUGCCACCUGAUUCAACUGUGUGUAAUAAACACUUAAGACACUAUUUCUUGUCUGGCUGAGAUCUGAUAUAAUGGAUUGUACAUACUCUUUAGAAUAAUUUACUUGCUAUAGGAAGCUUCGUGUCACAUAAUUUUAAGAACUUGGCAGUGGAGCUCCAUUUGGUACUUCACGUUUCUUCAUUUGGCUUCUGAUUAUUGAAGCAUUAUUGAACUAGUGGGUCCUGAGGGAAAUGUUCAGAGGUUUUAUCUGGAUUUUAAUUUAAGGUAUCAAAUGGAGAAAGGUAGGAAAUCCCAAGUGUGACCAGAUAGAACUCAUGCCUCCCUUUGUCCGGGCUUAUCGGAAAUAAUACCUCUGCUCUGGAGGGCACGAAUGAAUCCAUGCACAGUUAUAUCAGAUGGCUUUAGGGAUGAAUAUGAUAAUACAGCCUCUUCUGUCUCUCUGACUGUUUCCAUGGAAACCUUCAGAGCCAAACAAAGGCUACCAGUCAUUUAGCCAAAGCUUGCCUUGGCUCAUCGACUUGUAUUUCUUUAAGGAGAUUGCUUCCAUACAUUUGGCUAUGAGAAUAGGGGCUCUGGAACAUACCCUAGAUUAUAGAGCACUUUUCCCUUCCCAGAAUGUUUCUCUUGAAAAAUUAAAACUUUUCAAAAUCCCUUGUUUGAGAUCUGUCCCCUGAACAUUUCUCAUAUCUUCAGAUAGUACCCCAAUUCUGUCCCAAAGUAGCAUCUCUGGGGGCAUUUCUUAGAAUGUAGCUUGUCACAUUAAAGAGAAUGAAUUUACCCCUGAUGUUCCCAUAAUGGACAUGGUAUUUGGAGCCCUAAGGUAGAUAUUUAAUGAUCGAGGCCAUGGAAAACAGGGCUUCGUAAAAAUACAGAAAAUAUUGAAAAAAACUAUAAGUCUAGACAAUACUAUAAAAUAAUUAAGUCCAGCUAUUCCAGUGUAUCCUGGAUAUUAUUUUAGAAGCAUAAUGAUGACUUAAGUUGGUGGCCAAAGUAACUAGUUUACUUUGAAUAUUCCAGGUGUCAUUGAUAAGAAAUUAAAUUAGGUCAAAAUUUAAUCAGAGUUGAUAUUUUUAAAGCUAGUUUUCAAGAGGAAGGAAAUCACACUAAUAUUUUCUGUAUCUAAUGAAAAGACUCCACAUAUAAUUAAUAGUCUCAUGUUAUCUUAUAAAAUCUUUAACCUUUUGAACUUAAACUAUACUCUAAAAGUCUUUUUAUAAUAACUGGUGUAAUUAUCCUUUUGCCUCAUUGGAUUUUAUAGUUGGUGAAAAUGCCUAUACUCAAUAAAAUGUAUUUGAAAUAUUAA
This is a messenger RNA of Myotis daubentonii (Daubenton's bat), 3978 nucleotides long. It is a transcript of the gene MFAP3, whose product is annotated as microfibril associated protein 3. The record is from RefSeq and is a predicted model, not a curated record. Lineage: Eukaryota; Metazoa; Chordata; Mammalia; Chiroptera; Vespertilionidae.